CGUAUUAUUGUGGUGAUGUUAGGAAUGAUGAUGAAUGUUUCCUUGAAAACAAGUGAUGCAUUGAAAUCCAUGGCACAAGAAAUUAUCAAAGCGAGUGUAGAGUAUGUGACAAAUUAUGAUGACAAUAUUAAACAGAGAAGUUAUGGUUUGAUAAGUAGACUUAUAUCAUAUAGUGAAGAAUGUAUAAACAUUGCUUGUCAACACUUUCUACCAAUGCAUAUUAUGCAUCUAUUACCUGAUGGUGAGGAGACAACACUAAUUCAUGCUGUUAAAAUUCUUGCUGUUGUUACAAGAUACAAUGAGGGAGCGAGGAAAACAGUUGUGGAGUGUGAUCCAGAACUGAAAGUUUUGAGAGCAUCAUUGGGCGAGUGUGAAGACAUAGUUGUUGCAGACAGUGCACUAUGUAUUGCCAAUAUGUGUCAGGACCGUGAGAUCUGUGUUAGUUUGGUGGAUACUAAUAUCAUACAGGAAUUAUUGGCCAGAACAGACUCAUUGAAUUCUGCCAUCAAACAGAACUGCGCCAUUGCUGUAGCUAAGCUGGUAUCAAAUGAUGUAAGACAUAUGAAGAAACUGAAAGAACACAAUGGGUUUGAUAUUCUACAUUCAUGUGUAAAACAUCUCAAGUCUUAACCUUCAGUGUAAUAGUAAAUUAGCCAGAUUGCACUAAAGGGAUGAGCUCUGUUCGCGUACCUUGGUGAAGAUAUGGUACAUACUCAAUGAAGUAGACCAACACUGCUAGUCUAGCUUAUCAUUACAUAACAGGACUUUGUGAAAACCUUUAUUGCAUUCUGUAAUUGCUUGAGUACUGUAAAAUACUUCAUUUAAGCUGGAAUUAAUUUUCGUUGAAAAGACAUUUUGGAUGUUUUGUAUGGAACUUAUUUUGACAAAUUGAAUGUGAAAUAUAGAAAAAAGAUAUAUUCGAUGGAUUUUAUUUUCACUGAAUCAUUCCUUCAGCGAAAAUAGUGAAAAUUAAUUUCAAGUGAAAAUAAUGUAUUUUACAGUAUACUAAAAACCUGGUUUAACACAUUGCCAGUUAUCAUUAAAUGAUAUCAGCUGGCAAUGUAUUAAUUAAGGGAUGGUUGUUAUGUUAGAUUGUUCAUUUAUGGUUAUUUGUACUUAAUACAGUAUAUCUACACACUAGUAUUAUUGAU
Molecule: messenger RNA, 1151 nt
Organism: Saccoglossus kowalevskii
Lineage: Eukaryota; Metazoa; Hemichordata; Enteropneusta; Harrimaniidae
Product: tetratricopeptide repeat protein 12-like
Biological process (GO): sperm axoneme assembly; axonemal dynein complex assembly
Cellular component (GO): centrosome; cytoplasm
Molecular function (GO): protein binding
Source: RefSeq, a predicted model, not a curated record